AAUGCUUAACUAAGCUUUUCUCUUUACAGUACUUGAGGAACGCUUCCACAAAAUCUACCUAGGGAAUGUUCUUGUUUUAGAAUCUAUUCAAUACUUCAAAUUAAAGAACAUUAGAACUAUAAUAGUUGUUGGAUAAUAAAAUCAUACUAAAUUUACAGAGUAUGCUACUUAUCAUGUAGUAUUGAUAAAAUUAUCUAGAGAGUAGAUGAUAACGUAGGAGAGGCAAUUAAGACUUUUGAAAAGACUUGCUAACUGAUUUAAAACGAAAUCAAACGUUCUUCUGUAUUAAUAUGUUGUUAGAAUGGAUUAAAUUGGAGUGCAGCUGUAAUGAUAGCAUAUUUAAUAAAUACAAAAAAAUGGUAAUAUGAGAAGGCAUUUUAUCAUAUAAAAUCUAUGAAAAGUUUAGUAAAUCCAUCACUAGCACUUAAAAAAUAAUUGAUUUUAUUCAAUAAUAAAGUACAUAAUGCUAAAACAUUUAAUCAAGAAAACAAGAUAAAUCAAUCUAAUUUAAUUGUCCCAUCAAAGUUCUAAUAAAGAAUUAUAGAGCAAAGUGAAAAAUUGUAAUAUUUAGAUGAUUCUAUAUAAUCAAAAGAAGAAAGAAAUUCAACGAAUUCUAAUUAAUGUGAUAAAACUCCUAAUUUUUAUUCCCCAAAAAAUAAUAAUAAUAUCAUUAAGAAAAAUUUUACAUAAUCUGAUACAAAAAUAAUGAAAAAAUAGAGUAUAACAAAAUUGGUAAGACAUAUAAGAAAUUAUACAUUCUAAAUUGAUGAUGGAAAUAAUAUUAAUAAUAAUAAUAAUAAUAAUAAUAAUAAUCUUUAUCUUAAUAAUAAUAAUAAUUUUAUUAAUUAACCAAUUAUAACUAAUUCCCCAAAAUUCAAAGAAGAAGUAGAAGAACCUGUUGUUUUUAGACAUAGAAGAAGAAGAUUUGCACAUAGAACUAAAAGUGCUAUCAAUUAUGUUUGA
Messenger RNA from Paramecium pentaurelia, 963 nucleotides. The record is from the annotation of a GenBank genome assembly. NCBI's taxonomy places the organism in Eukaryota, Ciliophora, Oligohymenophorea, Peniculida, Parameciidae.